This is a messenger RNA of Linnemannia hyalina, 510 nucleotides long. The record is from the annotation of a GenBank genome assembly. NCBI's taxonomy places the organism in Eukaryota, Fungi, Mortierellomycota, Mortierellomycetes, Mortierellales, Mortierellaceae.
AUGUCCUCAUUCUUGCUCAUGACCAAGGCGACAUUGCUAUUGGCAUCGCCCAUGGUAGCUGUUGUCGAUAUCAUCGUCGUGCCGCGCGUCGCACAUUAUCACCUCGUGUCUUUUGAAUACAAGGUGUACGUUGGCAAUUUGUCAUGGAACACCACCGACGAUACCCUCCGCAAUGAAUUCAGCCAGGCCGGCCAAGUCACCGACAGCAUCGUUAUGAGAGACCGCGACACUGGCCGCUCCCGUGGCUUCGGUUUCGUCACCUUUAAUGACAAGGGCGAGGCCGAUGCUGCCAUCGCGCGGUUCCACGAUCAGGAGCUCGACGGUCGACAGAUCAAGGUCAACCUUGCCAACGUUCGCGCUGGUGGUGGUGGCGGUGGCGGUGGCGGUGGCGGUUACCCGAGUGGUUACGGUAGUGGUGGUGGUGGUGGUUACGGUGGUGGUGGUGGUGGUGGUCAUAUUAGCGGUGGUUAUGUUAGUGGUGGUGGUGGUUAUGGUAGCGGUGGUUACUAA